Molecule: messenger RNA, 1782 nt
Organism: Microthlaspi erraticum
Lineage: Eukaryota; Viridiplantae; Streptophyta; Magnoliopsida; Brassicales; Brassicaceae
Source: the annotation of a GenBank genome assembly
AUGGGUUCGAGUAAACUUAAACGAGCCAUAGGAGCCGUGAAGGACCAGACGAGCGUCGGUCUAGCCAAAGUCAACGGUCGAAGCGCUUCUCUAUCGGAACUUGACGUAGCCAUCGUCAAAGCGACACGUCACGAAGAGUAUCCAGCGGAAGAGAAAUACAUAAGAGAGAUUAUUAGCCUAACUUCCUACUCACGCAGUUACAUCAACGCCUGCGUCAGUACGCUUUCGAGACGUCUUAACAAAACCAAAUGCUGGACCGUCGCUCUCAAGACAUUGAUCCUGGUCCAACGUCUCUUAGGAGAAGGAGAUCAAGCCUAUGAGCAAGAGAUCUUCUUCGCCACUCGCCGUGGGACCAGGCUUCUCAACAUGUCUGAUUUUAGGGAUGUUUCGCGCUCCAAUUCUUGGGACUACUCUGCUUUCGUAAGGACUUACGCCUUGUACCUCGACGAAAGGCUUGAUUUUAGGAUGCAAGCGAGACACGGGAAACGUGGACUUUACUGCGUCGGAGGAGAAGCCGAGGAAGAAGAUAAAGAGAAAGCCGCGGCAGAUCUCUCCACGGCUAUCGUGGUUAGGUCGCAGCCGAUCGCUGAGAUGAAAUCAGAGCAGAUUUUCACCAGAGUGCAACAUUUGCAGCAACUUCUUGACCGCUUCUUGGCUUGUCGUCCAACAGGUAACGCAAGGAACAACAGAGUUGUGAUUGUGGCUCUGUAUCCGAUAGUGAAGGAGAGUUUUCAGAUAUAUUACGAUGUAACGGAGAUAAUGGGUAUCUUGAUCGAUCGAUUCAUGGAGUUAGACAUCCCUGAUUCGAUCAAGGUCUAUGACAUUUUCUGUCGGGUCUCGAAACAGUUUGAGGAGCUCGAUCAGUUCUACUCCUGGUGUAAGAACAUGGGGAUCGCACGGUCUUCUGAGUAUCCAGAGAUAGAGAAGAUCACACAGAAGAAGCUCGAUCUAAUGGAUGAGUUUAUAAGAGACAAAUCCGCUUUAGAGCUGACCAAGAAAUCAAAAUCUGUUAAAUCCGAUGAAGAAGACGAUGAUGCGAAAACAGAAGAAGUCAAUGAAGAGCCAGAAGAUAUGAAUGCGAUCAAGGCCUUACCUGAGCCUCCACCAAAAGAAGAAGAAGAAGAAGAAAAGCCAGAGGAAGGAGCAAAGGAAGAAGUGAUUAUAGAGAAGAAACAAGAAGAAGUUGGUGAUUUGCUGAAUCUUGUGGAUAUACACGGCAAUGAAGCUGCAGAAGCUGGAGAUAGCUUAGCAUUGGCUUUAUUCGACGGGCCAUACGCGAGCGGUUCGGGUUCGGAGUCAGGUCCGGGAUGGGAAGCGUUUAAGGAUGAUUCUGCGGACUGGGAAACAGCUUUGGUGCAAACAGCUACAAACUUGUCUGGACAAAAGACGGAGCUCGGAGGAGGCUUUGAUAGGUUGUUGCUUAACGGAAUGUAUCAGCACGGCGCUGUGAACGCCGCUGUACAAACCUCCAAUGCUUAUGGAGCCAGUGGAAGCGCGAGCAGUAUGGCAUUUGGCUCUGCAGGAAGACCAGCAGCAACGAUGCUGGCACUUCCGGCACCAGCUACGGCUAGUGGAAACAGCAACAGUCCGGUUCCGUUGGAUCCAUUUGCGGCGUCGUUGGAGGUUGCGCCGCCACCGUAUGUUCAGAUGAAUGAUAUGGAGAAGAAACAGAGGAUGUUGAUGGAAGAACAGAUGAUGUGGGACCAAUACUCAAGAGAUGGAAGACAAGGACACACGAACAUAAGGCAAAACCAAAACCAGUCUAGUUACUCUCAGUAUUAA